Messenger RNA from Melanotaenia boesemani (Boeseman's rainbowfish), 3614 nucleotides. RefSeq lists its product as uncharacterized. The transcript has 11 exons. Gene Ontology annotation, molecular function: transcription corepressor activity. NCBI's taxonomy places the organism in Eukaryota, Metazoa, Chordata, Actinopteri, Atheriniformes, Melanotaeniidae. Gene Ontology annotation, biological process: regulation of transcription by RNA polymerase II; negative regulation of DNA-templated transcription. The coding region runs from base 321 to 3395 and encodes 1024 amino acids. The record is from RefSeq and is a predicted model, not a curated record. Gene Ontology annotation, cellular component: histone deacetylase complex; transcription regulator complex.
AUCACUACAUGCUGGCCCUCUUUGACACCUGCAGGAGUGUGUGAUUGUGAAAGUCAGUGUGUCUUAGUGUGUAUGUGCGCUUCAGUGAGUAAAUGAGUGUUUGUGUGAGUGCAUGAAACUGUGGUGUGAGAGCUUUGGUUGGUGUUUUGUGUGUCCGUUUUGCUUUAGGUAAUGUGUGAGUGAUGGUGUAUAGGGGAGAGAGGCAAACACACAAAUAGGAAGGACCAUGUGAGAGGCUGAAAAACGCUCAAGAUGGAGGAGCGCUUAAGACUCAGAGAGAAUGAUUAAGACAACCAGAAGACCAAUAAGAACCUGAAAACAUGAAGCAGAGAAGAACAACAUGUGUGAAAAGGAAAUUAAGCGCCAAGGACUGGCACCCUAGCUCAAUCAAACACACCGUCAUGGAGGAUCGCUCAUCCACACAAUCCUUCUCAAAUCUCCAGCAAUAUCGCCAUCAUCGAUCCUUUUCUCUCACCUUGCCCAACUUCCAAAACUCAGAAGUGGGAUACCCAAUUUCUCACCCUGCCCAGGAUUCCCUGGAGCAGUACGGAAAUAGAGGGGGAGAAUCCACAUCCUCAUACUUGACAUCAAACACCUCCUCUGGGCCAAAGAGAGGGGCCAGUGGUGGUGACGGAGUCCUACUCAGCACCAGUGCAAGCAGUUUGGAAGGAGAUGGAAGUUUAGGAAGCCAUGUUGAUGGAGAAAACAGAUUAGACAGUCAUUUUGAUGACUCCUGGUACGGCAAAAAAGAACUUUGGGAAGAUGGGGAGAGUUGUGAAGGCACUGCAGACGAUUUUCACAGUAAAGGUGAUUGCUAUAGUAACAUGAAUGAUGUUUUAUAUGCACUGAACUGUUCCACUGAUGAAGGAGGGAGACGAGGGAGUAGAGCAAACCAUCACAAUUAUAUCCAUGUUAGCUGUGAGGGUAAAAGUGAAACCGUUUAUAACAAAGAAGUUAACAUGAGCCACGCUACUAAACAAAAUGUGUCCUACAACAGAGUUAGUGCAGUAAGCUUUAAUGACAAGAGUGUUGAUAAUAGUAGGGCGGCUUCAAGAGCAAGUGAUAGCUGUUUUCAAGGAGAGGAAGAUUAUGGGUCCAGGUGUGGCUCAGGUGAGGAUCAGCUUCAACCAGCAGAAGCUGAGGGCCCGUGGUUCAGUGUCUCCCCUACGAGUCAGGCAAACGGGAGGUGGAGAGGAGCAGCAGACUCCCACACUUUGUCCUCAGUGUGUCUGUCACCUAUUGCCAUUAGCAGGACGUCUGCUCAGAAACUGGACUCCUUCUCUGAGGCUUUCUACUCUCAGCGAAAGAGAUUACCCAUCAUUCCCAGUGAGAAUUCCUCCGGACAAAUGUGGGAAUUUGGAGUAGGAAGAGGAGAGACCUCUGCAUCAGCGAAAUCAAGGCAAAGCUGCACUUUUGACUCAGACUCCUACCUGCCGCCUUCCUCCUCCUCCUCUUCUUCCCCAGCUUACCCCUCUCUUCCAUCUUUCCCCUCCCCUCCUACAUCAUCUCACCUCAUGUCUUCAGUUCUGAGCCCUCCUCCUACACCUCUACCUCCUCCUUCCCACUCACCCUCCAAAACAGACUCUCCCAGCAUACAGGGGCCCACCGGACAGUCAACUUCCCAGGGAGGAGACUCACUUGGUGGUCUUCAGUUUUUUCCAUCCCAUAUUCAGUCUUUACCUUCUGUCCAGUCCUCUGGGAUGAUUUGGAAGUUUCCACUGCUGUCACACUGCUUUCAACCGCUGUCAGGCAACCCAGCUGGCACUGACUGCCAUGCCAAGUCCUCCCAUGCAGAUGACUACGGCAAUGCCACAGCCACGUGUAACAUUCCCCAGUCAUCCUUCACGCCUUCGUCUGAUUGUUCAUCCCUCAACUCAGCCACCGGUCCAUCCAGUAAUCCAUCCCUCAAUUCCCCUUUUCAUCUUCCCUUUCGUACAUCUCAAAUCUCUGGCAAGCAUCACGAGGCUGCUGAAAAAACAUCUUCCAACAAAGAUACCCAGAAAAUAAAAAAUGAACCAACCACUCGGAUCCAGUCAUGUCUGCAGCAACACCCUACUCCGGUGUAUACUGGAACCCCAUUUGCCAGUAUCCUUCAAUCCAGAAGAACUCAGAACAGUGGUCGCUAUACUCCUCGGCCUCUCCUCAACCCAGUCCGCAGGGGAACAGGGCUCUACUCCUCCUUCACUUCUCUCCAUCACAGGGAGGAGAAGAAUUGUGAUGGGUUACCACAUGUCAACGUGGGCCCUGACUUCCAGGCUGAUCUUCCUCCCUGCUUUUCGGAUGGUGAAAAGUCUGGCAUGAGCUUCCCAGUGGAAGAGUCUCCUCGGGAACAGUUGCUCUGGAAACCAUUGGAUGAGCUGGAGGAGAAUGCUUGCUUGCAGAACCAAGUGGAGAAGCUUCUGUCCAUGUGUAGUUCCAGCUGUGUACCAGGAGGGGGCAGUAACACAGAGCUGGCUUUGCACUAUCUUCACUAUUGUCAGGGCAACAUAAUGGCCACAUUGGAGAUGCUGUUGUUCUGUCAGGCCUCUCCAACAGGAGACUACCAUUAUUCAGGUUGUGAUUUUUGGACAGACAUUGAAAAGAAUCUCUUCGCUGUAGCUCUCGGGUCUUAUGGAAAAGACUUUUCACUCAUACAGAAGAUGGUGAGGACUAAGACUGUAUCUCAGUGUGUGGAGUUUUACUACCUGAGCAAAAAGCUUGUGGACAAGCAGAAGAAGCAGAAAGAGGAUGAGUACAGAGAUCGAGAGUUGGAGUUAGAAAAAAGUGCGACGCCCAUCUCUCAGCCAAUGGAGAGGCAGUUUUCACUAGAGGAGGCGGUUCCUGUGCCCCCAUUGGCCAGUUUUUUCCCCUGCAAGCUGUGUGGAAAAAUGUUUUAUAAAAUCAAGUCUCGUAAUGCUCACAUGAAGAUCCACCGCCAGCCUCAGGAGGAUUGGGCCGACAGGCGGCUGCAGCACCAGCUUCUCACACAGCGCCUGGCCCUCAAUCAUCCCACCAACUUCGUGCCCAGCCCAGGCGCUAAUCUGCUCCCACCCCAGGCUAGAGCUCUGACAUUUUCCUCAUCUAGUCUUCCAUCAAACAACAACAGCAAUGCAGAAAAUAUUCAAAACGCUGUAGCUAAUAGCAACCCCGUUGCUCCUAGCAACACCAGUAUGCGGGAUAGCAAUUCUGUGACUUUUAGCAACAUCACUCCGCUGACCUCCCAUGUAAUCACCAUCAGCAAUAUUGAUGGUAGCGACUCAAACCAAAGACAGCCCACCAAUGUCUUACCUUUCCACCAGACAUGGGGAUCUUUUGGACAGCUCCCAGAUCUCACUACCUUCUACUGCAUCCCAGAGGGGAAAGAUGAUGCGGGGGCUGUGACAGUGGAGGGAAAAGACCAAAUUAUCUGGCAGUAGUGUAAACUUUCCAAAGAGCAUUACCAGCACAGGUCCUAAUAUUUGUAUCAAACUUUGUAUUUUCGGUCAAACUGUUUUUCAAAAUCAAAUUUCAGAUCUGUUUUCAAACUGUUUAAAAAAUAGAGAUGGAUAUUUUUUCUUGUUUUAUUGUAAAUGUUGUACUUAAAUGUGUUACAAACUGUAUUUAUAUGUUUUAUGCAUUUAAAAUCAGAAUAAAAC